Ilex paraguariensis (yerba mate) is the source of this 652-nucleotide messenger RNA. The record is from the annotation of a GenBank genome assembly. Lineage: Eukaryota; Viridiplantae; Streptophyta; Magnoliopsida; Aquifoliales; Aquifoliaceae.
CUCUCACUCACACACACGCAAACAUUGGCACUAUUUCAAAUCACCGAACCUCGUUGCUCAAUUUCCAAUUUUUCUCCCAAAAUGACCUCUCCACCACCACUUAGACGUCCUCAUGGCGUCAUCAACCAGCACUCCGCCGCACAUGGCGGUCGAGUUGAGACACACGAACUCGUCCGGAAUCGCCCGGGAAUUAUAGAAAUUUCCCAACGACGACUGACGCAGAUGAAUAGCAGUAGGAGUGGAAUAAUGUCGCAGAGGCUGACGAAACUGUUGCUCAGAGUGAACAUUCAGAACAGCUUGGGGUCAAUUCAGGUGGUAAUGUCGCCGGAAAACACAGUCCGAGAUUUGAUGAAGUCGGCCAUGGCUACACAUGUGAAGGAGAAGAGACGACCGUUGUUGAGUGAAACUGAUACACGGUGUUCGGAGCUUCACUAUUCGCCGUUUAGUCUGGAGAGCUUAAAUCCAGAGGAGAAGUUGAUAAACUUGGGGUCACGAAAUUUCUUUUUGUGCCUCAAACCAAACAACGCUGCCAAUUCAUCUUGCUUUCAGGAAGUAAAGGAGGAGGCCAAGUCUCCAAUUCCAUUGACAUAUUUCAUGGAUUUCUUACUAUAGCUUCUCAGGUCCCCCAAAUCUGUGGUGUCCCCCCAUAGGC